AUGGCUUCUACGGGACUGACAGCAGCAUGGGCUGCACUACAUACCUUCCAGUUCGGCCUGGCUGUUUCUGGUCUGAACGGUGUCCAGUCUGCCCUCACCUGCAAGGAUGCUGGUGAGGGGGAGGGAGUGUCGGACACCAGCGGCUGGCUUGAGCCAUGCAUUGCAAUGACGCCAGCCAAGUUUGGCAUCGUUGUCUCCAUUUUCACCCUCGGCGGACUCACUGCAGCCCUCGGCUCGCGCGUGGUCCACGCUCGUGUCGGGAACGUGGGCACAUUGCGGUCGUCGGCCUGCGCCGUACUUGUGGGGUCGCUCUUGCUCUCCAUCGCCAACAGUGUCCACGCCGCCAUCAUUGCAAGACUUAUCGUUGGCCUCGGCUGCGGUCUAGCUACGACCACUGUGCCCCUCGUCCUUGCCGAGAUUGCGCCGGCGAACCAGAAGCGCGCGCUUGGUAUUCUGAACCAGCUCUUCAUCGUAACAGGUGUCCUCGUUGGUCAGGCCCUCUCCUUCCCCCUUGGACAUGCGUACAUGUGGCGAGGCGUACCGGCAGUCUCUGCCGUUGUGGCCAUCGGGCAGCUCAUUGGCAGCAAGUUUGUCAAUGUGGACCCAUCGACACCUGCAAGUGCAGAGGACGAGCCCCUGCUGGAACGAAAUGUCGCACGCGAGCCUCUCACGAUUUCGCAGCUCUUCACGACCAAGGACGCCCGUGUCCGCUACGCUUUCCCUCUGGUCCUCAUCACGCAAUUUGCACAGCAGGUCUGUGGCGUCAGCGCAGUCAUGUACUUUUCCACCUCGAUCCUUUCACCCGUCUUUCCCGGCAGUGCAAAGCUCGUGGCCCUCAUUGUCGUCAUCCUCAAGAUUCCCGCCACGGUCGCACCGGCGUUCUUGAUCGAGCGCAUCGGUACGCGCCCGCUCCUCACCUACCCCACCGCGGUCAUGUGCGUGUGCCUCGUCUCCCUGGCAGUGGGUAUUAACGCCAACGCGGGCGUCCUCGCCGUGGUUGGAAUUGUUGGCUUUGUGAUUGCCUUUUCGCUCGGUCUGGGGCCCGUCACCUGGGUGGUCCUCGGAGAGGUCAUGCCCCCGCACGCGCGGGCCGCAGGCAGCGCGGUCGGCCUAGCAGUCAACUGGAGCAUGGCGUUCGUGGUUGGCUCGACGUUUUUGCCAUUCCAGCAGUGGCUGGCUGGCGGGGAGAGGGGCAAGGAGGGCAACAUCUUCUUUGUGUUUGCCACUACCACCGCACUGUCUCUUGUUGCGAUCAGGUGGGGGUACAAGUUGUAUGAGCGUGUGGAGAAGCAAGAUCUCUAG
Messenger RNA from Apiotrichum porosum, 1302 nucleotides. RefSeq lists its product as uncharacterized. Gene Ontology annotation, cellular component: membrane. NCBI's taxonomy places the organism in Eukaryota, Fungi, Basidiomycota, Tremellomycetes, Trichosporonales, Trichosporonaceae. Gene Ontology annotation, molecular function: hexose transmembrane transporter activity. Bases 1 to 1302 code for a protein of 433 amino acids. Gene Ontology annotation, biological process: monosaccharide transmembrane transport. The transcript is spliced from 4 exons. The record is from RefSeq and is a predicted model, not a curated record.